AUGACUGCGCCACCAACCUGGCACGCAUUAGACCUAUUAGACCUGCGGUUACAUCAAAUAACAUCAAUAUCGAAAAUGUUAACACUCUUUCCCCAGCGAAAGACUUUGAGCAUAUAUUGUAAUUUAGCUGUAUCUCUAUCGAAUUAUGUUUCAAAAGGCCUUCUUCGAGCAGUUAACAAUAAUAAUAAUUUUCCAAAGAGUACUAUUCGUUUCAAGUCGGACGUUGCUUUGUCAAAUGAAUCUAUUGCCGAAGGCGGGCUUCUAAAAGGAAUACGUGUUCUUGAUCUUACGCGUAUAUUAGCUGGGCCUUAUUGCACUAUGCUUUUAGGUGACCUUGGUGCUGAAGUAAUAAAAGUUGAGAAUCCACUUCAUGGUGACGAUACACGUGCUUGGGGGCCUCCCUGGGCACAAAAUAAAGAUCCAACAGAUAAUUCCACUCCCGAGAGUGCAUACUUUCUUGCAAUAAAUCGUAAUAAAAAAUCUAUUUGCGUAAACUUAAAGUCGGCCGAUGGAAUAGAGUUGAUAAAAAAAAUCGCGGUAAAAAGUGAUGUAUUAGUAGAAAAUUUUGUGCCCGGAAAAUUAGACGAAUUGGGGCUGGGAUGGGAAGAAUUGAGCAGAAUUAACCCGGGAUUGAUUUAUACUUCUAUUACUGGAUAUGGACAUACCGGACCUUAUGCCCAACGACCCGGUUACGAUGUCAUGGUAGAGGCUGAAGGGGGAUUAAUGUAUAUUACGGGUGAAGAAAAAGGCAGACCAGUAAAAGUAGGCGUUGCAAUUACCGAUUUGACAACUGGAUUAUACGCUCACGGCGCAAUAAUGGCAUCUCUAUUCGCACGAACACGUACAAACAAGGGUGAAUUCAUUGACUGUUCACUGCUCGACUGCCAAACGGCCUCCCUGGUAAACAUUGCCAGCAAUUACCUGGUUAGCGGACAAGAGGCAAAACGUAUGGGCACCGCACACCCAUCUAUUGUCCCCUAUCAAGUAAUAACCACUAAAAACGGGUAUUUGAUGAUCGGCGCUGGUAAUCAGCGACAAUUCAAGAUACUGUGUACGACAUUGGGAGUGCCAGAGUUAUUUGAUGACUUGAGGUUCCGGACUAAUACUGAUCGUGUACACAAUCGUGACGAGUUGAUUGCUAUUUUGGAGGAAAAGUUCAGACAGGAGGAUACGAAAUAUUGGCUGGAGGUAUUCGCGGAUAAAGGAAUUCCAUUUGCGCCCAUUAAUAACAUUGAGCAGUCAUUUAAACAUCCGCAGGUUGUUGCUAGAAAAAUGAUUCAGAAAGUGGAGCAUCCAAAAGCUGGCAUCGUACAGUUGACAGGCAUCCCUGUGAAAUAUGCUAGGAACAAACCGAGUAUUAGAUUGUCACCACCAACUCUCGGACAGCAUACCAAACAAAUUUUAGCCGAAUUAUUAGAAUAUUCUGAUCAAGAAAUAGAAGUUUUGAAGACAAAGAAUGUAAUUUAA
Ambispora gerdemannii is the source of this 1467-nucleotide messenger RNA. The record is from the annotation of a GenBank genome assembly. NCBI's taxonomy places the organism in Eukaryota, Fungi, Glomeromycota, Glomeromycetes, Archaeosporales, Ambisporaceae.